GACGCGGGGGCGGGGCAGAAGGGGCGGGGCGGGGCGGGAGGGGGACUUCCCCCUCCUCAUCCCCGCGCGCGCGUUUCCUCAGGGCUCACGGCUUCCCCCUCGGCGCCCGGUGCGGAGCGUGGCCUGCGCACGGGCUGAUCGGCCCCUGGGAGCAGGCGGGGUAGCCGGAGUCAGUUGGCGGCCGGAGGCGGCGGCUGGUCGGUGCGGCGGCCUCGCCAUGGUUUUCCUUAAACUCCGCGAGCAGCCACCGCUGGUUCAAGCUAUAUUUAAUGGGGACCCUGAUGAAGUUCGAGCAUUAAUAUUUAAGAAAGAAGAUGUUAACUUUCAGGAUAAUGAAAAGAGGACCCCUUUACAUGCUGCUGCCUAUCUGGGAGAUGCAGAAAUUAUUGAACUACUUAUUUUAUCUGGAGCUAGAGUUAAUGCCAAAGACAGCAAGUGGUUGACUCCCUUACACAGAGCUGUUGCAUCAUGUAGUGAGGAUGCUGUUCAGGUGUUGUUAAAGCAUUCAGCAGAUGUCAAUGCCCGUGACAAAAACUGGCAGACACCCCUACAUAUAGCAGCUGCAAAUAAAGCUGUUAAAUGUGCUGAAGCUUUGGUGCCUCUUCUAAGUAAUGUAAAUGUGUCAGAUCGAGCAGGUAGAACAGCAUUACAUCAUGCAGCCUUCAGUGGACAUGUUGAGAUGGUGAGUUUGUUGUUGUCUAGAGGUGCCAAUAUUAAUGCAUUUGACAAGAAAGACAGACGAGCUAUACAUUGGGGAGCAUAUAUGGGUCACAUUGAAGUUGUGAAAUUACUUGUGACCCAUGGAGCUGAAGUGACAUGCAAAGACAAGAAAUCAUAUACACCCCUACAUGCUGCAGCAUCUAGUGGAAUGAUCAGUGUAGUCAAAUAUCUUCUAGACCUUGGAGUUGAUAUGAAUGAACCAAAUGCCUUCGGAAAUACUCCGCUUCACGUAGCUUGCUACAAUGGACAAGAUGUUGUAGUAAAUGAACUUAUAGACUGUGGUGCUAAUGUAAAUCAGAUGAAUGAGAGAGGUUUUACACCUUUGCACUUUGCUGCUGCAUCAACGCAUGGAGCAUUGUGUUUAGAACUUUUGGUCUGUAAUGGAGCAGAUGUAAAUAUGAAGAGUAAAGAUGGGAAAACGCCAUUGCAUAUGACAGCAAUCCAUGGUAGAUUUUCAAGAUCACAAACCAUCAUCCAGAAUGGAGCUGAAAUAGACUGUGAAGAUAAGAAUGGAAAUACUCCUUUGCACAUCGCAGCUAGAUAUGGUCAUGAGCUACUAAUCAACACUCUAAUUACAAGUGGUGCUGACACUGCAAAGAGGGGUGUACAUGGGAUGUUUCCUCUCCAUUUGGCAGCAUUAAGUGGAUUUUCAGACUGUUGCAGAAAGCUCCUUUCAUCAGGCUUUGACAUAGACACCCCAGAUGAUUUUGGCAGGACUUGCCUUCAUGCAGCUGCAGCUGGAGGGAAUUUGGAGUGCCUAAACCUUCUGCUCAACACUGGUGCAGACUUCAACAAAAAGGACAAAUUUGGGAGAACUCCACUUCAUUAUGCUGCUGCCAAUUGUAAUUACCAGUGCCUGUUUGCCCUUGUGGGAUCUGGAGCUAGUGUGAAUGACCUUGACGAGAGGGGUUGUACACCAUUGCACUAUGCAGCUGCAUCGGACACAGAUGGCAAGUGCCUGGAAUACUUACUAAGAAAUGAUGCAAAUCCAGGGAUCCGAGACAAACAAGGAUACAAUGCAGUUCAUUAUUCUGCUGCCUAUGGUCAUCGCUUGUGUCUUGAACUGAUUGCAAGUGAAACUCCUCUAGAUGUUCUAAUGGAAACAUCAGGUACUGACAUGCUGAAUGAUUCCGACAACAGAGCACCAAUUAGUCCAUUGCACUUAGCUGCCUAUCAUGGUCAUCAUCAAGCUCUGGAAGUACUGGUGCAGUCUUUGUUGGACCUUGAUGUGAGGAACAAUAAUGGAAGGACACCAUUGGAUCUUGCAGCUUUUAAGGGACAUGUGGAGUGUGUGGAUGUACUUAUUAAUCAGGGAGCAUCAAUCUUAGUGAAAGACUAUGUUGUAAAGAGAACUCCAAUACAUGCUGCAGCUACAAAUGGUCAUUCAGAAUGCUUGCGAUUGUUGAUAGGCAAUGCGGAACCACAGAAUGCAGUGGACAUUCAAGAUGGAAAUGGACAGACUCCUCUGAUGCUGUCUGUUCUCAAUGGGCACACAGACUGCGUUUAUUCAUUGCUUAACAAAGGAGCAAACGUAGAUGCCAAAGAUAAAUGGGGAAGAACUGCAUUGCAUAGAGGGGCAGUUACUGGGCAUGAGGAGUGCGUGGAAGCAUUGCUUCAACAUGGUGCUAAGUCCUUGCUACGAGACUGCCGAGGGCGAACACCUAUACACUUAUCAGCUGCAUGUGGGCAUAUUGGUGUUCUAGGAGCUCUUUUCCAGUCAGCAACAUCUGUGGAUGCAGUGCCUGCCAUAGCAGACAAUCAUGGAUAUACAUCACUGCACUGGGCCUGUUAUAAUGGUCAUGACAGCUGUGUAGAGCUUCUUUUGGAACAGGAAGUUUUUCAGAAAAUGGAAGGAAAUUCUUUCAGCCCAUUGCAUUGUGCUGUGAUAAAUGACAAUGAAGGUGCUGCUGAAAUGUUAAUUGAUACGUUGGGUGCUGGCAUUGUAAAUUCAACAGAUGCAAAAGGAAGAACCCCCCUUCAUGCAGCAGCUUUUACAGAUCAUGUGGAGUGUUUACAGCUUCUACUCAGUCAUAAUGCUCAAGUAAAUGCUGUAGAUUCUUCUGGAAAGACUCCUCUAAUGAUGGCUGCAGAAAAUGGGCAAACUAACACCGUUGAGGUGCUGGUUAGCAGUGCUAAGGCUGAUCUGACCUUGCAAGAUAGCAGUAAAAACACAGCACUCCAUUUGGCUUGCAGCAAGGGUCAUGAAACUAGUGCCUUGUUAAUACUGGAGAAGAUUACGGAUAGAAACCUCAUCAAUGCCACCAAUGCAGCUUUGCAAACACCUCUGCAUGUUGCUGCUCGAAAUGGAUUAACAGUUGUAGUUCAAGAACUUUUAGGCAAGGGAGCAAGUGUACUUGCUGUAGAUGAAAAUGGUUACACACCAGCUUUGGCCUGUGCUCCUAAUAAGGAUGUGGCUGAUUGUCUAGCUCUCAUUUUGGCCACGAUGAUGCCUGUUUCAGCAAGCAGCACUUUACCUUCCCUUACAUUCAAUGCCAUUAAUCAUUACACCAACACCUCAAAAACUGUCACAUUUGACUCCUUGCCAAUCAUGAGGAGUGAACAUAGCUCUUACUGUAGUUUCAACAACAUUGGCAGGGAAGAUGGCUACCCAUAUACAGAAGAGGAUGAGCUUAAUGACUCAGAUUCUGAGACCUAUUAAGAAGCUUCAUCUGGAGGUCUGAAGAGUGAACCCAGUCAUCUGAAGGUCAGAAUUGUGCUUUUGGAAAAAAGCAGUCAGUCUUCAAUUACAAAAGAGGACAGACCUACGAGAAGAUUUUGGGUAUUUUUUUAAUUGUGGGUGCAUAUGAAAGAUCUGUGUGUGACACUAGGAGGAUUUUAAAGAGCAGGUUUUGCAAAAGAAGCAUAAAUUCUAAAAAUACUUGGAAUCUACAGCAAAAAAAAAAUUAAGAAUGUCAAAACUGUUUUAUUUAAUUGUACAUUACCAUUUUGUUUGUGGUGCCAGGAGUAACUUCUCCAGACUCUGCACCCUAGUCUAAGUGAACAACACUAUUGUACAACAAAAAGGACACUAGAUUUAACUAUAAUCAAUAAAACUAAAACCAUUUUGAAGGCAAUAAAUGAGUUUGGUACAGUAGGCAUUGUGUGUGCAGCAAAUUGCCAAAGGACCAAAUAACUUAAAGAUUUUUUUAAUUAAAUACCUUUUGUGGAAACUGGAAUAGGUUAAAUGAGAUGUUGUCUUAACCAAACCUUAAUUAUUUCUGAGAGUGAAGCUUAGAUUUGGUUUUAAAUAUUGAGUUUUUUAUAAUCUAAAAGCCUUCCGACACUAUUAAAUGUACCACGAAAGAAAGGAGAUGUAUCUUUCAGUUUUGUUUUUUCUUUGAGAUUAAACAAAAAUGAACUUGUCAUACUUUUAUAAAGCUUAAAAAAAAAAAACAGCUAACAAGGUGCAGUCAGGGUGAAACGUGUGCAGCGUAAUAAACAAGGGGAGGAGUGGGAUGGAAACAGUAAUUGUUGCACAGUUUUAGAUUUUUAACUUCUGGGUUUUAAAUUGAGAUAUUUUUAUUUAAAUACAUGAAGGGUAAUUUACUGAGAAAAUGAAACUACAUAAAAAUUUAAAUGGAAUUUCCUGACACCCUAUUGUGGCUGAAAGUUCUUAGGGAAUGGAUUUAUCAACAAUUCACCCACUUAUUUACAUCAUAAAGUUUGUAAGUGAGAUGAAGUCUGUGCCUCCAUAUUGUAUUUCUUUUAAAACUUGGAAUUCUGAGUGGGGGUGGGAGGAAGAUGAAUUUAAAAGAAAGUUUCCCUGUUAUCAAAAGGUAGAAUGUUGGAUCUUCAGGAAGAAAUAUCUGUGGUGUUCUCCAUUUAAAAAAUCAAUAGAAGAUGCAGGCCCCUGUAGAGUGCUACAAACUUGCCCUCAGUCUUUUUAUUUAUAACAGACUACUGUUUAAAAAAAAUAAAUAAAAAAAGGUGCCUGAAAAAUGGAAGACUUCAAAGUUUGUCUGUUAAAUGAGUAUUUAGUUUAUUGGAUUCUGCUUUAACUAUAACUAUUACUUUUAAAGUGACAUUGCUUGCGUACAUGCAAGGGAUUCUUGCAUGGCCAGGUAAAAUACAAAUAAACUGAAUCCCACUUACCUUUUAUCCUUUUUUGUAUUGUGAAACUGGAAACCUUAAUGCCAUUGUAAAUUAUCAGCUGGUUUUCUGAACAUAAAGUGUGGAAACACACAGACAGUAUUUUGAUCUAUUUGAUAAUUUUGUGGGUUUUUUGAAGAAUUAAUGAGCAUGUACAUAGAAAUAGUGAUUGCUUGAAUACUGUAUUUACCUGCACUCUUUCAGUACAUCAAGAUUCCUGUAUAUUUUACAGAGUAUAAUAAAACCCAGAUGUGAGUUGUAUUUAAUGAAUAAUUUAUUUGUAUCUGUGUAUCAUACUUAAGCAGCAAUUACAAAGAUUCUUUUGUUGAAUAACUAUUAGAAUUUAUAAAAUUUAUUUUACAAAGGCUUUGCUGUCCUUUUAAUUCCAAAGUGCAUGUAAAUAAUUCAGAUUUACAAUCACUUUACAAGGAAGACUUAAGUGAUAUUUAAUUACUGUUUAGACUCUAGAUUGUCUUGUAAGCAUCACUUUCUUGUUAGGAGUUCAUAAAUAUUGAUUAAUGGCUGAAACAGCAUACUAUAGAAAAAGUUGGGGAGUUCAUGCUUUUUCUAUACCACACUGUCCUCUGAAUCUUCUUUGGAGUUCUUUAUUGUUUAGCCAUACUUUUUGAUUCAGUACAUCUUAUCAGUAACCUGGUAAUUUCUAUGAUGAUAUGAUUUGAACCAGUUGGGACAAGGUUUUCCCCACACUGCAAAGAGGAGAAUUGAUUUACAUUACAUGCCUGUUGUCUAAAAGCUAACGUCUGUGAUAUUUAGUUACUGGUGCUUUUCAGUUUUUGCUGCUCCAAAAGAACAGUGAGGUCAUACUGAAUGCAGCUGCAAUCUGUACUAGCAAAUGUUUCUGCUCUUAACUCUUCAAGAUGUGAUAAUUUUAUCUCAAGAUGGUCUGUCACCUUGGCCUGUGUGGGUCCUCCAUCCCACCCCCCAGAUAAAAAGGACAGUAAUUUAUAGGAUGGCUGACAAUUAUCUAGUUUGAAAUGCUCCGAGGUUGAACACUAGGUCUCUUAGGGCAGGUCAUCGGUCCCCCAAAGAAGCCUACUGGUUUAAAUGCAUUGCUAACUUUGUUCUCUUUUUAAAAAGGCACUAAAGAGAAAUGGAAAAAAUAUCAAUACAACCCUCACCAACCUCUUCUCCUGUUCCAUUGCAGCUCACAGUUGAAGGAAGCAGCCUGUGUCUGUUUUGUUCCUUAGAAUGGUAUUCUUUUUAAUUAAUGUUCUUUGUGAGCUUGCCAUUUCUGUGUCUAAGCUGCCUCUGCCCUUAAUGCUGUUAUAUAAAGAUUUAAAAAAAUGAUCUGAGUUUAGAAUUGCAGUGAGCCACCAAUAUGAACAUAAGAGUGGCUAUCCUGGGGUCAGACCAAAGGUCCACCUAGCCCAGUAUCCUGUUUUUCUGACAGUGGCUGGUCCCAGAUGCUUGUGGGAACGAACAGCUAGGGCAAUUAUCGAGUGAUCCAUCCUGUGUCAUCUAGUCUCACUUCUGGCAGUCAGAGGUUUUGGGACACCCAGAGCGCAUGGGUUGUGUCCCUGACCAUCUUGGCUAAUAGCCAUUGAUGGACUUAUCCUCCAUUAACUUAUCCAAUUCUUUUUUGAAUCCAGUGAUUUUUUGGCCUUCACAACAUCCCUUGGCAAUGAGUCCCACAGGUUGACUGUGCACUGUGUGAAGAAAUAUUUCCUUUUGUUUGUUUUUAAGCCUGCUGCCUAUUAAUUUCAGUGGGUGACCCCUGUUUCUUGUGUUAUGUGAUGGGUAAAUAAAAUUUCCUUAUACACUUUCUCUA
Dermochelys coriacea (leatherback sea turtle) is the source of this 6598-nucleotide messenger RNA. RefSeq names its product ankyrin repeat domain 28 (gene ANKRD28). The record is from RefSeq and is a predicted model, not a curated record. Gene Ontology annotation, cellular component: cytoplasm; ciliary inversin compartment; nucleus. NCBI's taxonomy places the organism in Eukaryota, Metazoa, Chordata, Testudines, Dermochelyidae. The coding region runs from base 218 to 3379 and encodes 1053 amino acids. The transcript is spliced from 28 exons. Gene Ontology annotation, biological process: protein localization to ciliary inversin compartment. Gene Ontology annotation, molecular function: protein binding.